AAAUUCUGAUCAAAUAGGAGAGAGAGAAUUAAGAUGAAGGUUGAGGUUGAAGUGAUCUCCAAGAAGAUUAUCAAGCCAUCAUCUCCAACCCCUGACCAUCUUCGCUAUUUGCAGCUCUCUUUUCUUGAUCAAUUAGCUCCCCCAGUCUAUAACCCUUUUGUCCUCUUCUAUGAAUUCAAUGGCGAGACACAGCCCAAAAUCACUGAAAUAUCCAGCCAUCUCAAAAAGUCCUUGGCCGACGUCUUAACCCUUUUCUACCCGCUAGCCGGUCGAGUCUUCAAACAAAACCAUUUUGUUGAUUGCAAUGAUGAGGGCGUUCCCUAUGUUGAAGCACAAGUCAAGUGCUCACUUUCUGAUUUUCUCAACAAUCCAAUUCCUGAUGAACUCAAGAAGUUCAUCCCAUUGGAGCUAGACGAUAUUGCCAAUGAACUUGCUCUAGGGGUUCAGCUCAACAUAUUUGAAUGCGGAGGAUUUGCUAUUGGUCAAUGUAUUUCUCACAAGAUUGCAGAUGGAUUGUCUCAUUUCAUGUUCAGUAAAACUUGGGCUGCCACAGCCCUGGGAGAUCAACCCCGAAUAGAACUUCCAGAGUUUGUUUCAGCAGCACUCUUCCCUCCAAAGGAGUUCAAUAUUGGAUAUGAUGCAGGCAUUGGCAUCACAAAGAACAGAGUAACAAAGAGGUUUGUGUUUGACGCCUCUAAGAUAGAGAGUCUCAAAACCAAAUAUAAAGGGAAGGACAGUUCAGGUUUUAACUCUCGAGUUUUGAGUUUGGAAAACAAAAAAGGACCCUCACGCGUUGAGGCCUUAUCUGCUUUCAUAUGGAGUCGAUUUGUGGCCACCACAAAGGAUGAUGCAGGACAUGAUGAGAAGCACUACAUAGUGCUUCAUUCUGUGAACCUGCGACCGAGGUUUGAUCCACCACUGCCACAACAUUGUUUCGGAAAUUUUUACCGUGGUGCCAUGACAGCUCCAUUCUUAUUAAGUAGUGGGGAAGAAUGCAAUUAUGGCGCAGUGAUCAUGAAGGUGCGAGAUGAAAUAAACAAGAUCAACAAUGACUAUAUCAAAAGACUACAACAGGGCAAUGAGCACUUGAGUGUUCUCCAAGAAAGUAGUGAUAAUGUUAUCAGAGGAGAGGUGGAUACAUUUAGCUUCAGUAGUUUUUGCAGAUUUCCUGUGUAUGAUAAUGAUUUUGGUUGGGGGAGGCCUGUGUGGGUGAGCUCGCCGCCAUUGACAUUCAAGAACCUGGUGGUUUUCAUGGACACCAAAGAGGCUGAUGGAAUUGAGGCAUACAUUAGUUUGGAGGAGGAAGUGAUGGCUAAAUUUGAAUGUGAUACCGAGUUCUUGGCUUGUGUUUCUCUAAGUGGUUGCUGAACUGUAAGGAAAAUGCGUCUGUUAUGGGUGAACUAUGAUUCUUGUAUGA
Molecule: messenger RNA, 1417 nt
Organism: Prunus dulcis (almond)
Lineage: Eukaryota; Viridiplantae; Streptophyta; Magnoliopsida; Rosales; Rosaceae
Product: stemmadenine O-acetyltransferase-like
Exons: 1
Coding region: 34-1368 (444 amino acids)
Source: RefSeq, a predicted model, not a curated record